AUGCAGCCCCUCGACCUGCCUAGGAGUACCCACCUGGAGAGCCUGGUCUUUGCAGCCCUGCCCAGUCUGCUGCUAGUACUGCUGGGUCUGCUAGAGGCAGCUAGCGGUUGUCCCACUGUGUGCAUAUGCAACAGCAACGGCACAGACUGUACAGGCCUGGCUCUGCUCUCCCUAACCACCGUCCUGCCUCUGCUACCCCAGGACACCCGCACCCUCCUCCUGCCCCACAACAACCUCUCCUCCCUGGGCGACGGGGACCUGUCCAACCUCAGCGCUCUGGAGCUCCUGGACCUCUCUGACAACCACCUCUCCAGCCUGCAACCAGGGUCAUUCUCCGGCCUCAGCGGCCUGCAAUGGCUCAACCUCUCAGGGAACUACCUGGGUGACUGCCCCCUACUUACCCCUACAGACCCCAGUAACCAGACGGAGGUUACCCAGUGUAACGAUAGUCGCUGGGGGUUGAGCCGAGAGCUGUUCCAGGGUCUUUGGAUACUGAAAGGGCUGGACUUGUCCCUGAACGGCCUGGUAGUUUUUCCCAAUGGGCUGCUGGACGGGCUCCAGGACCUGGCCUGGCUGUCUCUGACUGGGAACAAGCUGCGGAGCCUGGACAGAGCCACCUUCCAGCCCCUGGGCAGCCUGCUGAGCCUCCAACUGGCAGGCAACCCUUGGGAGUGUGACUGCAACCUGAGGGACUUCAAGCACUGGAUGGAGUGGCUGCUGUACAGACUGAUCCACUAG
Molecule: messenger RNA, 738 nt
Organism: Salvelinus sp. IW2-2015
Lineage: Eukaryota; Metazoa; Chordata; Actinopteri; Salmoniformes; Salmonidae
Source: RefSeq, a predicted model, not a curated record